AUGUCUACAAAGAAACUGGCAAAGGAAUUAGGAUUAUUGAGGCAGCGGAGUCAGUCCUCCUCUGGGUCAAAGAAAUCUGUGGUAUCAAAUCAAACAUUUUCAUAUCUGAUUGUGAUUGACUUUGAGUCCACUUGCUGGAGAGAGAAAAACAACUACAGCCAGGAAAUUAUUGAGUUUCCUGCUGUUCUGUUGAACACAUCCACAGGAGCGGUCGAGUCUGAGUUUCACACUUAUGUUCAACCCCAGGAACACCCCAUUCUGUCCGAGUUCUGCACUGAGCUCACUGGGAUUACACAGACACAAGUUGAAGCAGGGAUCCCCCUUCAGAUCUGUCUGUCUCGGUUCAGCCGCUGGCUGCAAAACCUUCAGUUAAAUAUGAAAGUAGUCUUUCCCAACAAACAGCAGAGAUGUUCUGCACCUUUGCCUUCUCAGAAACUGUGUACUUUCCUCACGUGGUCAGACUGGGAUCUUGGAGUUUGUUUGCAGUACGAGUGUAAACGCAAACAGCUUCAUAAACCUGAUGUUCUCAACAGCUGGAUAGACCUGAGGAGCACAUACAGGCUCUUUUACGACAGGAAACCCAAAGGCCUGAACGGAGCGCUUCAAGAUCUAGGAAUACAGUUUGCUGGGAGAGAACAUUCUGGUCUGGAUGACGCCCGAAAUACAGCACAGCUGGCAGCAAGAAUGAUGAGAGAUGGGUGUGUAAUGAAGAUCACCAGGAGCUUGGAGAGGAACACUGUAAUGGUCAAACCCAUACUUGGAAACACUAACUGUCCUGCCGACAACAAGAGAGAAAAUGGGAACACCAAUAAAAAGGACAAUACCGUCGCUGCAAGCAAACCCUCAUCAUCCAAAAUUCCUCUCAAGGCUUGUCAAAAACAACCAGGCUUACAGAACAUCACUAAGAAUUUCUACACAAAGGAAAACACAAGCUCAGUUCAACAAUCUGUUCCAAUCUGUCAAAGCCUGAUCUCACCAAAGACACUGCUCAAUGGUGCGACGACGCCGUUGUGGGGACAUAGCAGGAGGUCAGUUACAGCAGAUUCCUCAGCUAUGAUAAACUGUACAUCACCACACAUCAACAACACCAGCCUUGUUCUGUGUUCUACUACUGUAAACUGCUUUUCACAUUUACCUCAGCAAAACCAGGCCUCAAACACAGGAGCAACAUCCGGACUCGUAGGGGAAGAGGAAGGUGCAGAACUUCUAGCGGAAACAGAGGAGAGGUGUGGUUCUUAUGAUGAUGUGGUUCUGGAUGGUGAUGAAGGUAUUAAUGAAACAGAUAGAGAAUGUGACGCUGAGUACAUGUCAAAUUUUGACAGUGGAUGUUAUGAGUGGGACGAAGCCAAUAAUUCACAUUCACCCGGAGGUCAGUUCACUUCAAAGGACAACGUUAGAGAAACGGUGAAUGCUGGGAACAACUCUGAAAAGAUUACAAGUGAUUCAUCGGUGACCUCUAACUCUACAAGGACAUCAAGAUCCCAUAUUAAAGUCUCUAAUAACUUAAAUGAAAUGAUGCAGCAUUCAACAGCGUCUACGUCAGAUAGUUGUUUUGCUGUGCCUAAAGCUGUGACCUGGAGAAAACCAAAUCAGUGCAAAACAGGACUUGGAACCUCCUUACAACUCCAGGGAACAUCUACUGGGCUCCAUAAAAACUGUAAAACAGACAAGCCUUUUCCAUUCAGACCAGAAAACACCUCCACCCCCAAUGCCUCCUUUGCGAGGCCCAAACCCGUCAUCACACAACCCACAAAACACAAAGAGACUCCCAAGUCAUCCUUUGCCAUCUACACUGAUCCAACAAACCAGGUUGCAGCGCCUCCUCGUGGCUCUCUGUCCACGCCCAAAAAUGUCCUCUCCUCUUUGUCAACCAACACACUCUCCUCCCGUACCAAUCGUUCGUCCACUUCUAUGAUAAUGAAAGGAGCACACAGGAUCACUUCCCCGCUCUGUGCGUGUGGUCGUCGUGCAAAGCGACAGGUUGUGUCAAACGGAGGUCCAAACCACGGCCGAGGGUUUUAUUGCUGCCCAGUCCGCCGCUCAGGCAGCGGAGGCAGGGUGGGGAAAGGGUGUGAGUUUUUUAAAUGGGAGUCCGCUCUGAUGAAGAGUAGUUCAGUGGUCGCUCCUGCUGUCGGUUCCUCUGUUUCACUCUGUCAGAUCAACUCCACCCUCCUACAUCGUCCACCUCACAGGUCAUCACUAAGGAAAAGCUAUUAG
Stegastes partitus (bicolor damselfish) is the source of this 2217-nucleotide messenger RNA. It is a transcript of the gene eri2, whose product is annotated as ERI1 exoribonuclease family member 2. The record is from RefSeq and is a predicted model, not a curated record. Gene Ontology annotation, molecular function: zinc ion binding; nucleic acid binding; 3'-5'-RNA exonuclease activity. The transcript has 9 exons. Lineage: Eukaryota; Metazoa; Chordata; Actinopteri; Pomacentridae. The coding region runs from base 1 to 2217 and encodes 738 amino acids.